Pisolithus orientalis is the source of this 4046-nucleotide messenger RNA. RefSeq lists its product as uncharacterized. The transcript is spliced from 6 exons. The record is from RefSeq and is a predicted model, not a curated record. Gene Ontology annotation, biological process: regulation of ARF protein signal transduction. Lineage: Eukaryota; Fungi; Basidiomycota; Agaricomycetes; Boletales; Pisolithaceae. Gene Ontology annotation, molecular function: guanyl-nucleotide exchange factor activity. Bases 132 to 3878 code for a protein of 1248 amino acids.
GAUGGCUUCUGACUUCCGCCAUCACUGCGGAUUCAAAUCACCUGGCUACAUAAUAGGCUGACUUGUGUCACCAUAUUCCGUGGAGGUUGGAACGCGCUUCUUGUUCCUCCACAGCAUCUCCAUAUUUGAACAUGGUGGGCAUUCUUGGUCUUGGGAGUCGAGGUUCCUCGUCGUCGGAAGCGCGUCGCUCUGGGGUGUCACUAAACGCGGCAUCCUGCAAGCCAGAUCCCCCCUCCCUUCCUCCCAAAGAUGUGGCACCUUGGGACACGCCUGGUCAUAUUUCUGAAACCUCAGGAAGGCAGCCGUACUCCUUUUCGCUCCCUGUCUGGAGACGUCGCGGACGCCCAGCGCCAUCGCGCCAGAACCCUGCCAGUGCCAGUCCAUCCGGAAACGAACACGGCACAAUUCCACGUAGUAUGCCCAUUUCCAACUUGGCCUUCAACAGGGACAAGGAUUUACCUCCAAGCCCUCUACCAGACCACGAUACUGGGUCACGUUCCAAUGACGAUGCACCAGGAAUGUCAUCUUUAUCUGACCGGAAGGUCAUGAAGCCUAGCCACCGGUUUCUGCAUAAUGAUUCUACUGCUGCUCAGGUCGCUCCCUCUAAAACAUCAUCAAAACAACCUGAAAUCCAUAUCAACAUCGAUGUUAAAUCCUCGGCUGAUCCGAAUGGUAUUGACGCAACGUACCAGCUCCCGGGUUACUUGCGACCGAGCAGAAGUGCACACGCUCUCCGGUCCUCGGAGGCUGCAUUCACUGGGUUUCUGACACCUAACGAUACUCGCAACCGGGUCGUCUCGAUGGCACCGUUCCCCCAGAGCAAGAAAGCAACCCCCAAUGCCACGGAACGCGAAUAUCCGUCCUCCCGUUUAACUCGCAAGCCCUCGUUCUUGUCACGCAAAACCACUAGCCCGAUACAGCGUCUCGGUCUUUCGGAGUCACCUUCUCUUCCAGUUGGACACCCCAUGUCUCCCUCUCUGUUCGGUUUACACCCUGCACCUAACGCUGCUACACGGCAAAGCCAUGGAGCCGCAGUUCCAUUGUUUACACUGACACGACGUCAUUCAGAGAAGUUUUCUAAGCGCCCCUCGACCGGUAAUGGCGACGUACCUGUGCUUCCUCACAAUCAAUCAAGAACAUCUGAUUCCUCGUCCAUUGCUAAUCCUUUCCUAUCGUCACCGGCCGUGACGCGGCGACCUGCUACAGCAGAAACGCCUGCACGUAUCCGUUCCCAGUCCUUUUUUCCUCUGUCGUUUCGACCCGCAAACACUUCCAAAGAUUCUGCUACCAAGGGUCUGAGUAAGCCGAUACCUCAAUCUCCCAAGGGCAACUCAUCAAAUACUCUCCCGCGCCCCCGCUCCGCUACCAACCCUCCCUUUUUACACCGACUCUCUGUUAAUUUAUUCUCCUCUAGCGGGACUGGAAACGGCUCCUCAUCCCCAACAGUAAGGUCGCCUCGACCUUCCGUAUCUCACUUACCGCCGGAAGCUCUGAAACCCCAAGCGGGUGAACCCCCUGAUGCUUUCUUACAACGAUUGAUGUCAUUCGUUUCCAAGGCUGACAUAGCAGGCAUUCUGGCAUCAAGUGCUGAAAGCAUUUAUGCGGACUCGUUGAAAUCAUACAUCAAUUAUUUUGCCUUCUUCGGCGAUCCCCUUGAUGUUGCAUUGCGCAGGUUGUUAAUGAAUGUCGGUCUUCCCCGAGAGACUCAACAGAUCGACAGAGUUAUAGAAGCUUUUGCCAGCAGGUAUAUGUCAUGUAACCCUGACCUUUUUUCUUCCUCAGACCAUCCAUAUAUCCUGGCUUUCAGCCUAAUUAUGUUACAUACCGACGCAUUCAACAAGUCUAACCGACGCAAAAUGUCCAAAGCCGAUUAUGUGAAGAACACGUCUCUUCCAGGAUUGAUGACCGAGAUUCUUGAUUGCUUCUAUGACAACGUAGUUUUUGCGCCUUUCGUAUUUAUCGAGGAUCCCCUGGACAGUGGAACUAAUGGCAAUAGAUUUUCCGAGGGGGGAAAUACCCGGCCCUCCACUCCUGCCACCCUUCCUAGUCCACUGACCGCGGUCGGAACCCCCCUACUCAGCAAGCCGAAAAUUGACCCCUACUACCUCAUUAUGCAUAAUUUGCUGGAUCAAUUGCGUGUCAAGGUCGAGGAAUACGUUCCUACAGAGAACCCCUUUAGUUGGGAAGGAACUGGGGUUUCCUGGGACUACGACGAGAUUCUCCUAGCCUUUGCUAGAAGUCUUGUCGUCGUGAUAUCUUCCUCGGAUGGUACUCGGCUACCCGUAGCCUUCUUUGGGUCGAGCAUCGGAGGCUUCCCCAGUCACCCACUGGCCGAAAGUGGCGGAAUCAGCAGUCUACACCCCACAUCUCCUGGGAUUUGGAGCCUGAGACUUGUCAAAGUAGCCACCCUCAAUCUCAAAGAUGAUGUAGUUGAGGGAGGAAAGCGAUCCAUUUCCCGCAAGUGGCGACCAUACAGCGUUGCCCUAACUUGGUCACAAUUGCUCCUUUUUCGCGAUGUAUCAUGGACUCCAAUCCUUCUCUCCUGGAACGACACCCCUAAACCACCCCCACUUCAGGCAAUGCAGUUUAAACCGGAUGAAGUCAUACCCAUUAAAGAUGCGCUAGCAGUUUUUGAUAGGUUAUAUACCAGGCAUACGCAUACCUUCCGUCUCGUCAUUUCCGACGGCCGCCACAUCCUUUUACAAACACAAGAUGAAGGAGAGAUGAACGAGUGGAUAUCGCGCAUUAACUACGCGAGUGCCUUUAUGUCAACGGGGAUACACAUGCGGUCAUUAGGGAUACCGGGAGAAGACGUUGACCUUGCUGGGACUACGGCUGCCGCAUCCCAUCUUCAGGAUCUACAGUUUACCAGCGCAGGGCAGCCUAGAGCUUCGGACUCGCCGGCUGGCCCCAAUAUUGAUGAGGCAUUGCAAUGCAGAGAGAGAUGCAAUGCUGUUGAAGCCAGACCGGCAGGCAUGCGCUCUGGUACUGAUAAAGUUACAGUUGGCUUGGAGGACUUUUCGGUCCCUUCUGGCGGCCUGGGGUCACCCUAUUCUUCUAUGGAAAAACCUUUCGGCCUCCGUUCUAGAGCGCAGAUAAUCCAUUCCACGGUACGCGACCUGGAAGAUCGAAUAUGCGCUACGAACUCAGAGAUAGGCGUUGACCUUCGCGUCGCCCGUAAUAUCGCCGUUUUGGCACCGUUUCAAAAGUCAACCCGUGAUCGUUUGCAAGAGGCUGUCCAGACGCUGUCAAGACGGCUGCAGACUUUACGUCUGGAUGUCACCAAACUUGUAUGCCACCGUAAUAUCCUCCUUAACGAUCUCGCAGCAGAAAUACGGACCUUUGAGCAAACGACAUUGACUCUACAGCCGGCUACGGAGAUAUUGCAUAAUGACGUUUUUGAAUCCAUGCUUUCCCCAGCCACUUCCCUGGAUAUAGGUGAAAAUAGUUUUCAACUGGAGGAUGGCUGCCGUUCUGUUUCUCAUUCCUUUGAUUCCUCUUCCGGGCCGUCAUUCCGUACUGUACUUGAUCUCGGUCCCGACUGGCCAUCUUCAGGCGAAGCCUUUGCCAUCUCUGCCUUCCGAGCAGCUUCCUUCAUGGGGGAAUCGGCUGACAUCCAUGGAACUCCAUCAAGUCAUCCCCUCCUAGAUGAGGAUUCACACUCGUCGGCCUCAGCGCUGAACCAGCUACUGUCGCAGACUUCAAUACAGGAGAAACUAUCCUUUUCAUCUGAGUCUCGAGAAGAGCCGGAAGACUGGGACAAAACUCGGGCAGCCAAGCGGGUCUCCUUGGUACGGUUGCCAUCUGAUUUGCGUCUUGUUGGUCUGUUAGGAAAAUUGUCACGCCAUCCACGCUCCGCCGACGACUUUGGUCCUUAAUGAGGGAACCUCCACCGUGAGCUGCGGCAUCCCAAGAUCAGCCUAUUAAUGACAUUCGCACAAUCCUACUCCACAUGUACCGUAAUCCAUGCCAUUAUUGCAUACAUUCAUAAUUUCCUUGUUGAUAUAUGUACAUACGCACCUCUAUACCCUACAUACCGAUGAGUG